Vanessa tameamea is the source of this 1572-nucleotide messenger RNA. RefSeq lists its product as uncharacterized. Gene Ontology annotation, cellular component: Z disc; nucleus. NCBI's taxonomy places the organism in Eukaryota, Metazoa, Arthropoda, Insecta, Lepidoptera, Nymphalidae. Bases 118 to 660 code for a protein of 180 amino acids. The record is from RefSeq and is a predicted model, not a curated record. Gene Ontology annotation, molecular function: transcription coregulator activity. The transcript has 6 exons.
CGUUCCUUACACCAUCACAUUACAUCACUAAAAGCGCGCGUUAUUACCGGCCAGUCCGCAACGCGAAUCUGUCGUGAGCACACGUGUGUCGAAAUCUUAUACAUUAACCACGAAACCAUGUCCACAGCCGACGGAGGACCUGUUAUUUGCAACAGUUGCAAUAGCGCUAUUCAAGGCAGAAUAGUAACAGCGCUGAACAAGAAAUGGCACCCCGAACACUUCACUUGUAACACAUGCCGCAAGCCGAUCGACGGCGCCAAGUUCCACCAGCACGACGGCGGCGUGCACUGCGUGCCGUGUUAUACGCAGCACCACAGCCCGAGGUGCCACGGCUGUGGGGAUCCCAUUACCGAUCGCGUGAUCCAAGCUCUGGGCGUGUCGUGGCACGCGCAUCACUUCGUCUGCGGAGGAUGCAGGAAGGAGCUGGGAGGGGGCGGAUUUAUGGAACAGGCCGGUCGCCCGUACUGCUCGUCGUGUUACGCGGACAAGUUCGCGGCUCGCUGCGCGGGCUGCGGAACGCCGAUCGUGGACAAAGCCAUCAUCGCGCUGGACGCCAAGUGGCAUCGCGACUGCUUCACUUGCAAUAAAUGCCGGAACCCCGUCACCGAUUCCACAUUCUCGGUGCUGGACAACAAACCGCUCUGCGGCAAAUGCGCAUAAAAUGCUCGAAAAUACAUCUUACUAUUUAUUUAAACCACCCAACGACAAAGUCCAAAGUGCACGCACAACACACAUAAAAUCAUCAAUAUUUAAAAUCGUACACCCUUAUUUAUUAAAAUAAAUAUUGUUAUAUUUUGAUAAGAAAAUUUCGAUAAAUAUAUCACAACAAAAUUUCUAAUAUAUAAAAUAUAUUUUUUUAUACAAAAUAUUCGCAUUCCAAUUCAAUUUGUCAAUUUCGAAACUUGUGCAUAAAAAUUUCAUUUAGUCAGGACUGGACACUAGAGACAGUCGGGUCUAGUGCCCAUGUCACAAAAUUAGGAUGAAAAAAAAAAUCUAUACCUUUGCGCUAUCAAAAACUAUUUACUAAUCUUCCAAAAAAAAAUAUCUACUAUGAUUGAAUUCAUUUAUUCAAUAAUUGUGUAUCCACUUUCAAUAUUUCAGAAAAUUUAGAUAAUAGGGCUGAGUUUUUUCCUGUAUCCAGUGGCAGCGACUGGAUAGAACUCGUCACAGUCCUUAGUGAUUUGACAAUUAAAAAUGAGAUUAAUGUUACAAUUUGCGUAUAUACUGUUCUUAUAAUCAAAAUAACUGAUGGCAGUUAUCCUUAUUCAAUGUAGCUUUGGUUAUUGUAUGAAUUGAAUUGACAAUGUAUAAACAUAAGUUCAGACGAAAUAUUCGCUUCUUUAUCUCGGUAGGCGAUAAGUUUUAAAUUAUAUUCAAUAUGUUAAACAUGUAUUAAUAUAAACGGAGCUUAGCUUGAAACACAAAGACAUUGUAAAUAAUUUUAGUAAAUAAUUAUCGCUAGGCCGCGCUUUUUGGGCUUAAAAACUUGUUAUUCUUAAAUUAAAUCUGUUUACAAUUUUUAUACGCUUUCGCGAAACUUUAUUUCAAUAAAACAUUUGUUUUUUUUUAUUA